Molecule: messenger RNA, 666 nt
Organism: Phytomonas sp. Hart1
Lineage: Eukaryota; Euglenozoa; Kinetoplastea; Trypanosomatida; Trypanosomatidae
Source: the annotation of a GenBank genome assembly
UAAGUGCAGUCCCCUUAUUUAGUUUUAAGGAAGAUUUGAUAUUAUCUAGUGUGUAAAAAAUAUAUUAAUGCUUGGAUCAAACGCUGAAGAGAGCGACUGCCUCAUCAUUCGUACAGAGCUCAUUGAAGCCCUUCUUAAGCGCCAGAAAUAUGGCGAUUCCGUAUUGGAGCGCAGCCAGACUGGUGGGGAUGUUCAGGGAAGUGAUACUCCAUUUCUCAAUGGACUCAACGAUGGCUCCACGACGGCUCAGUGUCCUUCCUGUGAGGAUUACGGUGUUUGUGAUGGUGGUUUGAUUGAGCAGUUCGUGCGGGUCUGUCCGCCGCUGGGUGUACCAUCUUGGGCUAUGGAGGAGUGUCUAAGAAUUUCCCCAAAGGCCGAGACAUGGUACGGCACCGCCCUUCACCCUAAAGUAUGGGGCCUACCAGGAACCGCACAAUGCACUUUCAUGACGCAGCCAUCCGAUUUUCUAAAUUUUUUAGUGAAUGAGUAAAAGGAUAUUGCUCUAGUUGCUUAUUUUACGCUUGUUGUUAGUUGGAAGGUUCCCUAAGAAAUUAUCACAUAUUUUUACGCAUAGCAUUCAUGAGUGUAUCCGUACAACCUUUUAUAUACUCUCAUGUUAUGACGUGCAUCCGUAUUGCUGAAUUUAAACACACACACAAAAAAAAA